Molecule: messenger RNA, 1245 nt
Organism: Diuraphis noxia (Russian wheat aphid)
Lineage: Eukaryota; Metazoa; Arthropoda; Insecta; Hemiptera; Aphididae
Source: RefSeq, a predicted model, not a curated record
GCUGAUUUUGGUUGUGGAAGUAAAGAUGAAAAAACACUAGCCAGUCCCAAUAAUGAUAUUGGAUUUAUAGUGGAUAAAGUAGUAUUGACAGAUGCUGAUAAAAAGCUUGUGCUUUCUAAUUUGUGGGUACCAGAUGAUUUUUACAAAUUCCCAUUACUGGAAAAAAAUAAGGAACGUGGCCUACGGUUUCAACAUAAGUGGCUGAAAGAGUUUAAUUGGUUGGCAUAUUCUAAUGUAAAAAAUGAAGAAUUGGCUCUAAGAGGUAGUAAAGAUUUUGGUCCAAUCAAUGUUGAUGAUGAUAUAAGACAAGGUCAUUUUCGUGCCUUAUUGAAGUAUAGAGCCAAAGGAGACGACUUUCUACGUACUGUUCUGGAAGGUUCAGUUAACAAAUCAAAAUGUUUCUCGGUUCUCGCCGAUGAAACAACGGAUAUAUCCACAAAAGAGCAGCUCUCUAUUUGUGUCCGUUAUAUUGAUGAACAAAAUAUGCUACAUGAGGACUUUUUACAGUUCUUUGAAAUUAAAAGUUUGACUGGUGAUGCCUUGGCAAACUCUAUAUUAAAUGGUUUAAUUCAAUGUGGUCUAGGUUGUAAUUAUUUAUAUGGUCAGGGCUAUUAUGGGGCCAGUAAUAUGGCUGGCCAAUUUAAAGGAGUCCAAACUCUUGUACGGUUUAAAUAUCCCAAAGCUCUGUAUGUGCACUGUGCUGCACAUUCUUUGAAUUUGGCAGUUUCAACAGCAAGUGGAAUAAAACCUAUAAAAAAUUGUUUAGGAUUAAUUGAAAAAGCAUACAUGUUUUUUAACACCCCCAAAAGGAAUUCUGUUCUUUUACAUGUAAUUGAAAAUUCUGAUGAUGAACCUAGCACAAAACAAUUAAAACGACUUUGUGCCACACGCUGGAUUCAACGCUAUGAUUCAGUAAAAGAUUUUUCAGAGCUAUUCCCAUUUGUUCUUUCAGCAUUAGAAAUUAUUUCUGAUUGGAAAGAUCCAAGUGAGGCUCUCAUGAUAAAAAAGUCAAUGGAAUAUACAGAGUUUAUAAUUUCUUUCAAUGUUAUUAAGUUGUUAUUUUCAUUUGGUCUUCCAUUGUGUAAGCAACUACAAAAAGUACAAAUUGAUCUUGGAAGAACUAUAUACAUAGUAGAAAACGUGAUAGCCACUUUAAAGUCUAUUCGAGAAAAUAAUGAAAUAGAAUUUAGUAUAGUCUACAAUAACGUUAAAGUAAAUAGUUACAUAGUAUUAAAAAUCAAUUAA